This is a messenger RNA of Saccostrea cuccullata (small rock oyster), 1622 nucleotides long. RefSeq lists its product as uncharacterized. NCBI's taxonomy places the organism in Eukaryota, Metazoa, Mollusca, Bivalvia, Ostreida, Ostreidae. Bases 107 to 763 code for a protein of 218 amino acids. The record is from RefSeq and is a predicted model, not a curated record. The transcript is spliced from 6 exons.
AUCUUGGGUAUGAUAGCUCCAGUGGUCUAUAUUUAGAGUACAUGUAAAUAGUCACAUGAGAGGUUAAAUACGAGGAUUAAACACCGAGAGGAUAGAUAAUUAUAAAAUGAGUAGAAAACUCGAUGGUAUUACAUUCUGUGUGUUUUAUGUGUUUCUACAGUUGGGUGUACAAGUCAAUGGUUACCAAAAUUACACAUUUGGAGAUGAUUGCGGAAACAACACAAGGGAGGUGACUCCUGAUGAACCGAUGUCUGUAUUUUACAGAGGGAGCAGUGACAUAGUCUGUAAUGGGAUGACCUUUGAAUGUGAAGAACCAUGUAAAGUGUGCAUUUCUGUAAAACACUUUCAUGAUCCUGAAUGCGCUAUUAGACUUCAGUUUCAAAAGUCUUGGUUAGGGGCAACCAAACAUACUAUUACUUGCAAAGAGAAAAAGGAAGAGAAAUUCUGCCUGUCAUCUUCAAUCUUCAUCUAUUUAAAUACUUUGAACGGCAGAUCGACAGACAAUGCCACGUUUGACCUUCUGUUAACCUCAGAAAAAGACGAAACAAAUUGGGCAGUGAUUGGUGCCGUGAUAGGAGGCGUGGUCGGAGGGUUUAUUUUGGUUACAGUUAUUAUUGGCAUCAUUGUCCGAAAGGCAUGUAAAUUACGAACAUCAGAAGGCCAUAUUUACAGUAAAGGUACAGUCCCAAUUAACAAGAAGUCUUUUCCUUGGUAUUCCAACAAUGGAAACUCUCAACUUCCAACCGGAGGUUACGAGAAUUAAUCUCCUUUUAGAAGCUAUCAAACACACCCUGUAUAAAGAAGGUUAAUCCCAUGCAGAAAUUGGAGAUUCAAUGAAGACGUGAAAUGAGUAUACGAUUAAUAUAUUUGAGUUUCAGAGAAGAUUUAAUAUUUGUUCGUGCUAGUAAAUAUAUUAUUAUUCAAAUGAGACCAACUUAAGAAAUCAAUGUGUUAAUUGUUUUUCACAUAUUUGAAGUUCAUCUUUGCACACAUGUGAAUUGUCUUGAAUUACUACGAACACUACCGAUUUCCAUCGACAUUUUCUGAUUCAUAUAGCUCAGAGGAUGUGCUAUUAUUCCUAUACGAUUGAAAAUUAUCAGUUUAUUUUUGCAAAACUAUAUACACAAGAAGAAAAGUACAUUUUGACAAGAUUUUUAAAUAAAUCCAAUACAAAAGAGGAUUAUAAGAUCCAACAACAUACUAUAUGUAUAAGAUAAGCAUUGUUUCCAGCGAUUUUUGUUUGAAUCUUUAUUGUAAUCUUGUGACAUAUAACUCAUCACAUAAUGCUUGUAAAUAAUUAUUAUGAUAAAUAAACUGAACCAAGUUUAUGGUAGACUAAAUAAGAGGAAAGUUUUGUUUAUAUUAUGAUUGAUUGUACUUGUAUUAUCAUUAAAAUGAUAGAAUCUUGAAAAUAUUCAUUCUAAUAUUCAUGCUGCUUAAUGUUUAAGGCUUUAUGAAAUAAAGUUGAUCUUAUUUUUUCUAGAGAGUUACCUACCUAUUGUCUAGAGCGUGACAUUUUUUCUAAUAUUUUCAUCCUUCGUGUAACGAAUAAUAAUAAAAAAAAAUGUCAUGUUUUUUUAUUGUUAUUCUACCAUUUUUAAUAAAAUGUUUACAUGUACCGU